This is a messenger RNA of Plasmopara halstedii, 3501 nucleotides long. Its product is annotated as IQ motif, EF-hand binding site. Lineage: Eukaryota; Oomycota; Peronosporomycetes; Peronosporales; Peronosporaceae. The record is from RefSeq and is a predicted model, not a curated record. Gene Ontology annotation, molecular function: protein binding. The transcript has 3 exons. Bases 1 to 3501 code for a protein of 1166 amino acids.
AUGAGUGUGCGGGUUGACACUUGUUGCUCGGCAAAAGCUGUCGGAAUGGAGAAAGUGCAACAGCAUUAUCAUGUAGAAGAUGUGGGUAGGUUGCUGCUGGAGACGCAAGAGCAGCUACGAGCGAUGCGUGAGCAGAUGACAGCGGCCGCAGCAUCCAUGGAGGCCAACAAAUCACCCAAGCGUCACAGUUCAGUAAUAACAAAUGCUGAGGUGCAGGCCUUUCACGCUUUAUUGCAACAGACUGAGUCGGAACUUCGAGCCAAGGCAGAGCUCGUGUUGAAUGGCAUAAUCAACAGCAGCAACAGUGUACAUAAUAGCCAGGUUCAACGCAAUACUCGUCUACCGGCUGUCUCAGUUGCUGCACCUUCGCCUAUAAAGCAUCGAAGGGGGGACAGUAGAGCAGAUGAAUUUGGGCAUAUAAAUCGAAUCGAUAAUAACUCAACCUCCAUGGAGUUUUUCCGCCAGCAAUUUCGCAACAAUAGAGUAGAGAUUCGGCAGUCUUUAAUGACAUCGCCUGAAAACUGGCGGCGAAAAAGUGGAGCUCGACGUGUGCGUAAAAAAACUACGCAGCACUAUCGUCUCUUGCCUUGUGUUAACAAAGCUGACCCAAGUGAACCGACACCAGAUCUGCGCGAAGAAGAUGCUACAUGUGGUCUACUAAACUUAGUCACACGCGGAUUUCUCCCUGCGUAUGCAGAUUUGACUCCGGCCUUUGCAGGACCUAACGGAAAAAGUAAUGGCUCUGGUGGUUGUGCUCUCAAACACCGAGCGACCUACAUUUACGAUCGGUCGAAGCGAUCAGCACGAUGUACACCGCUUGUCUACUCCAUAGGCUUCAACCUUGCAGGACUUAAAUUCGAUUUUCGGACCUCGUCAACACCUUCAUCCGCACCUAAACCUAAUCAUUCUGCCACGGUAUCCGCUUCAAUGCCCAACACAAAAUUUAGCUCAAUAAUGCAGACAGUAUCUUCUGGACCUGCCAAGCGAAAUUCGUUGGUCGUAGCUGCCCCAAGGAAUCAGAACGAAGACAUCGAGAAUAAUUGCACUCAUUCUUUUGAAGACCAGGAAGACGAAGAGGGUUCCGACGACAGUGACAUAAUUAAAGAUGAAGGUUUUAGCACCAAGGACUUGGCUGUCAACGUUGCCAAAAUCCGUGAAUAUAACGAUCUAGUAGAUGCUUAUAGUUUGCACCAGAUUUUGAUUUAUAAGGGGCGUGCUAUAAGAGACACGCCCGAAUUUACUUCGUUCCGCCGGGUUGUUCACGACCUUUGGGGAAGUGUUGAAGAAGUUCUACGAGCACUGGAAGCAAUUUUAUUUCAAUAUUUUGUUCCUUUGGCUCAUGUUGAUGGUCAGCGAUUGAUAGCACUCGCAUCAACAAACCAGCCUCAAUUUUCAAGACGGGAACUUUUGUCUUGUAUUGUAAAUAAAGAGCAAGUGAUGUCGGUAUUGCGGCGCCCGGGUCAGCGAUAUAAUGGAAGGGAUCGCAAACAUCGUGCUGCUACUACAAUACAAGCCUGCGCCCGUAUGUGGAUGGUACAUCACCGAUAUGUAAAAUCUCGUAGCAGCAAUAUCAACGCAAUAAAAAUUCAGUCUGCUUUUCGUGCCUACAGUCGCUGUACAGCCCUUAAAGCUCGAUUGCGAGAGAUUCGCUGCGAAAAAGCAGCGAAAUGGGAGGCAAGAAUGUACGAAUUUAAGUCUCAAUGGUCACAGAUUGCAGCACGCCGGCGUAUUGUGGUUCAUGUGCCGUCAAUGUCACUCGGAGAGCAUUCACGUCUCAAUGCUGAAAAUUUCGCAGUACAGCAGAAUCUUCAACUUACCCGGAUAUGUGCUGCUGCCUUGGAUUUGCAAGUGGAUCUGCUCGUAUAUGUUUCACCUUACGAGCUCACAGCAGAUGUUUCCCAGUACUUUCACAAACUGUUACAACUUAGUGGUCCUGCUGACAGCCGACCACGCGUGAAGUUUGUGUAUCCGGAGCAAGCUGCGCGGUUUCCAGCUCAUUUUUCACUCUCAUCGUUAAUACUCUACUCGCCCUAUUGUCUUCGACGGAUCCGACACUACACUGCUGGUAACGAGGCGUACCUUGUAAUGGGAUUGCCUGGUCCUGAAGAUCAACGGCUAGCCAUAACGCUAGACCUUCCGAUACUUGGUGCGCUACCGUCUCAAGCUCUGCCAUUGCUCACACGAUCAGGUGGCAAGCGAUUAUUGAUCCAAGCCGACAUAAAUGUCCCCACUGGCACUUAUGAGUUGUACGAUGAACAUGAAAUCUCUGUAGCACUUGCCAAACUUGCUGUCGCUCAUAUCGACCAGUCGAAAUGGCUUAUCAAGCUUGACUACGAUCCUCUCGGUGUAGGCGAAGCGGUCGUUGACCUUUCAAGCAUGCAAGCGAUGCGUGAAUUGCACCGUGAAAAGCGUACACCAGAAUAUUGGCGACAACCUGGUACUCGGGACGCAGCUGCUAACCUGUUUUUGACGGAAUUUGAGCGUCCGGGCAAGCUAGCACGACUUACGACACCCAUACACACCGAAUUAUAUCCGACUUGGCGAGAAUAUGCCGCAGCUAUUGGUCAUUUCGGCUGUGUUAUCGAAGCUGUUCCUCCAACAGCUAGUGCUGCUUCGAUGGAGGAGCCAACUUACUUGCGAGCAAAUAUUUUUGUCGAUCCGAAUGGUACUGUACACAUGACGUCGACGCAGAAUGUGCUUACAACUACAAGGGGCGGAUUAAGUCGAAAGUCUGAAAUUUUUGCGUUUCCGCAAACAGUGGCGCCACAUGCGGCAAUCAAGGGUGCAUGCAAUGCUGUGGGAAAGCAGCUAGCCGAAACGAAUGUUUGGGGCUAUGUGAGUUUAGACUUUGUGGUCUUCCAAGAUAUUAAGUCUAAUGCUGCAGUACGACUGUGGGCCCUUGCGAUACACCCAUUUUUAACAAAUUCAGCUGCAACCUUCGCAUGCUUUCAUCUGCUGACUCGCGGCUGUUUGGACGCUAACUCCGGUAUCUACCGAGUGCCUGGUACUAAAAAGUUACAGACUGCGUGUACUGCAGAACAAAGCGGAAAUCAUGAUGCCAUGGACUUGCUAUUACGUGAAGCUUCGCUAACCAAAGCCAUAUUUCAAGGUGCCACGCGCUGUUAUGUGGUGUGUUCGUAUGUGUUUCAUCCAAACGUGACCGCGACGCAGUAUACUACCUUCUUCCAAAACUGCAGGCUUCAUGGUGUGUGUUUUGACGUGAGCCGAGCUUUGGGUACACUCUUUUUACUUGCCGAUAGUCUCACAGCUGGCGUCUUCGGCAUCUUGAGCAUAGGAGAGACCGCUCAAGACGCUUUGUCGUACUUGCGAACUGCUUUGGAGGUGAUCGGCCGUGAAGCUGGCGCGACUAAAGGCAUAGUUUCUUCGUCUUCUCGAUCAGUCCUGGGCAACUUUGCUGAUGUCUUGUCGACUGUCCGAGCGUCCACAGGUGGAGGCAGUAGCAACAGACUUGGUCAAGUGCACCGGAUGCUCAAAUUAUAA